Molecule: messenger RNA, 1482 nt
Organism: Sipha flava (yellow sugarcane aphid)
Lineage: Eukaryota; Metazoa; Arthropoda; Insecta; Hemiptera; Aphididae
Gene: Gpdh1
Product: glycerol-3-phosphate dehydrogenase [NAD(+)], cytoplasmic
Exons: 10
Coding region: 126-1226 (366 amino acids)
Biological process (GO): glycerol-3-phosphate catabolic process; carbohydrate metabolic process
Cellular component (GO): glycerol-3-phosphate dehydrogenase (FAD) complex; cytosol
Molecular function (GO): NAD binding; protein homodimerization activity; glycerol-3-phosphate dehydrogenase [NAD(P)+] activity
Source: RefSeq, a predicted model, not a curated record
GACCGAUCAGCUUAUUGAAAUAUUCAAAAAUUUUCACCUCAAAACGUCAGUUUUGUCCGACGCCUUGUACGUGGUUGAACUUAUUUUUUAACUUUCAAUUAAUUUGUCAUAUUCAUUUACCAGCAAUGGCAUCUAAAGAAAAAGUGUGUAUAUUAGGAUCUGGAAACUGGGGUUCAGCAAUAGCAAAAAUUAUUGGUUCAAAUGCAGCACGUUUAGAUUCAUUUGAUUCCACUGUUAAUAUGUGGGUCUUUGAAGAACUUAUUGAUGGGAAAAAAUUGACUGAAAUCAUUAACACCACCCAUGAAAAUGUGAAAUAUUUACCUGGCAAAAAACUUCCUGAAAAUGUGGUUGCUGUACCAGAUGCUGUUGAAGCGGCUAAAGAUGCUGAUAUCUUAGUGUUUGUUGUUCCUCAUCAAUUCAUACCAAAAUUGUGCUCUAGUCUUGAAGGAAACAUUAAGUCUACUGCUGUAGCUCUAUCAUUAAUUAAAGGAUUUGAUGUAGCUGAGGGUGGUGGAAUAGAUCUUAUUUCACAAAUUAUCAAAAGACAUUUAAAAAUUGAUGUCUCGGUGUUGAUGGGUGCCAAUUUGGCCAAUGAAAUUGCUGAUGAAAAGUUCAGUGAAACAACAAUUGGAUGUAGAAACAAAACAGUUGGGCAAAUUCUUAAAAAUUUAAUUCAGACUGACUAUUUCCGUGUUUCUGUUGUUGAUGAUGUUGAAGCUGUUGAAAUUUGUGGAGCCUUAAAAAAUAUUGUUGCUGUUGGAGCUGGUUUUAUUGAUGGUUUAACACUUGGAGAUAAUACUAAAGCAGCCAUCAUACGUAUAGGUCUUAUGGAAAUGAUUAAAUUUGUUGAUACAUUUUAUUCUGGUGCUCGUCUUGCUACAUUUUUGGAAUCCUGUGGUGUUGCUGAUUUAAUCACAACAUGUUAUGGUGGUCGCAACAGAAAAGUAUCUGAAGCCUAUGUGACAUCAGGAAAAUCCAUUGAAGAACUUGAAAAAGAAAUGUUAAAUGGACAAAAACUCCAAGGGCCAAUUACAGCUGCCGAAGUAAACUUUAUGCUCAAAAAUAAAAAUAUGGAAAAUGAUUUCCCAUUAUUUACCACUAUUCAUAAAAUUUGUACUGGACAAUUAGUACCUAAAGAUCUAAUUGAACAAAUGAAAAUAAAUACCAGCAAGUCUGAUGAAAUAAAUCUGGAAAAAUGUAACUUGAAUCAAGCUGGUGGAGAAUAAUUUGGAUAAUUGUACCAAAAGUGCUAGGGUGUCUUAAUUUCUAUAUACCUAUUCACUAUUUAUAUGUUGUAUGAAUGCACAUUGAUGUCAGUUUGUUUUAUGACAUACUUGUUACCAUUAUAUUGUAGAUUAAUUUGUGUUAAUUGUUGUAAUCGUUGCACUACUUUGCACUACCUCAAAACAAAUGCACCAAUUUCAAAUGUUAUUAACUUAUAUUGUACUAAGGCAAUCAAAAUAUAGUUAUACUCAUACAUUU